CAGCACCAGCGCGACUGAUAAUCGAUGGUAUCGACUAUCGAACGUUUUCUCCGCCUCUACACGCCAGUCCUUGAGCCACCGUGUUGUUUAUCUAUCGCGCGCCACGAAUUUCCGCCGCCCGUUUCGUAAUCCGUCCUCGCACGUACCGUGCGUGUUCGUGCCGUCGACGUCUGAUGCCCGACCCGUCGACAUGGCGUAGUUCCCGCGGUGACGGACGUCAGCACCCCGAACAAUUGGCGUCACCCGAAUCGGAUCGCUGCUAAAUGACCACCGAGUAUACAUAAACUAUGCCAUUACCAAAGCGUGUCGUAGAACCCGUGCAUGUAGCACGUAACACAGUCUCACAAGCGGGAAGUUAUGGUGCUACGAGUUCAAUAUCUAAUGAGUUAGAAGCUGUCACAAAUGGCACCCUUGCUAAUACAGUUCGUCAAUUGUCAAGCCUAUCUAAACAAGCUGAAGAUAUGUUUGGUGAACUUGUACGUGAAGCCCAUUCACUUACUGUACGAGUUAACUCAUUACAAAUUAGGUUAGAUAGAUUAUCUGUCAACACAAAACAAUUAGAUAGUACUGGCGAAGAAGUAUCCUUACAAGACAUUCAUAUGAGAAAAGCUUUUAAAAGUGCUAUUGUAUUUGAUCAACAAGUUCUUUCAAGGGAUACAAUGCCUGCACCUAUGCUUGAAAUGUAUUCUCAAUGUGAUAAGCCACCUCCUCUUUACAAACUCAAUCCUUACCGAGAGGAUGGUAAGGAUGGUAUGAAGUUCUAUACAGAUCCAGAUUACUUUUUCAAUUUAUGGAGGUUAGAAAUGUUAAAAGACACUGAAAAAAUGAUGCAUGAUCGUGGAAAAAAACCUCAUAGACCUAAAGCAGAAGGAAGCGGUGGUCGUCAUAAAAAAAGAGUCCGACAACCAUAUAGUACGAGAGAACGGCAAAGACAACUUGCUACUCAGCAUGGAGAGUAUAUUAUGCCUCAAGAUAACUCUCAUUAUAGAGCACCACAUCAGCCUUAUGAAUAUAUGGAAGAAAGUACAAUGAUGUUGGGCUUAUCAAUGAAUGAUCAACACCGACCAUCACGACCAAAUAGUAUAGAGUUACGUCGAUCUUACGGCCCAGAACAACUUCAUAAUCAUCACACUGGAAAUAACAUGGUAGAUGGGCGUAUUUAUAGUCCUCCCCCUAUGAAUAUAAUAGAUAGCAAUAAUUAUGCUGCACCACUCAGUAGCAAUAAUAUGAUGUAUGAUGAAUCUAAUGUAUACAAUCAUCAAACGCAACAAAAUAAUUACCAGUACACGGGUAGUAUGGGUGAAGUAAUUAGUCCAUUGGGAACACCAAGUCGGGGAGGUAGAAUUAGACCAACUCAACCACCCCCUGCUCCUCCAAGCAAUAAUAAUUCAAAUAACAGUACACCCACUGUAUCAUCAGCUAGCACUCCAACUCGUGGUCGCAGUUUGAGUUCCAAUCGUGAAACAUUACCACCUCCGCCACCUCCUCCAAUUGAGAACAAUUUACCUUUUACUGAACCUUUACCACCACCUCCACCACCCGUAUCUAUUAGUCCUCCUUUACCAUCAGCUAACAUUCCACCUCCUCCACCUUUACCACCAAUGCCUGAUCCACCUGCAUCAUUAGCCAAUGGAGAUGUAAAAUCACCACCAAAACAAAAGUCUCCAUCAAAUCUUAUUAUUCAAUCGAAACCAUUGGUGCUUCCUGCUGACUGUAAUAAUGUGAGACCUCUAAACGGUAUCAUUAAUGAUUUAAAAACAACGGUAACCAAUAUCAGUAGUGGCACCGUGAGUGCAUUGAAAAAAACACCUGGGCCAGGUCAUGUUGCUCAUUAUGAUCCACGUAGUGAUUUGCUUAAGGCUAUUAGAGAUGGUGUUGAGCUGAGAAAAGUAGAAAAAAUAAAACAAAAAGAAGGAGAACGUAGCAAUGCAUUACAUGAUGUUGCUUCUAUAUUGGCACGCCGUGUAGCUGUUGAAAUUUCUGAUUCUGAUUCUGCAUCUGGCAGUGAAUAUGACAGCGACGGUUGGGCUGAAGAGACUUGUGCUUAGUGAAUAAUUUAAAAUUAAUACUAAUCAGUUAUUUUAACAAACAUUCCUUGUCAUUAUCUUACAAAUAUUUUAAAAGUUUCAUUAGCUCAUUUUUUUUUUUUUUGAGUAUGUGCUUUUGAGAUAAAUUAUAAUACUUCAUUUGAUUGUAUCCAACAAUUCUAUUUACUGCACAAUAUGUAUUUGAUGAUGAACAAUAUUCUAUUUAAAACCGGCUAGUAACCUAAAUAAAUUAUUUUUUCAGCAGUUGAAUCUAUUUACUAAUCUUUCUAUUGUUAUAUUUAUAUAUGCAUAUACAUUACAUUAUUACUGAAUAUUAUAUUUUGGAGUUUAUCAUAGAAACAUUGCAUUAUAUAAUGUAUAUAAUAUAUAAAUAUAUAUAAUAAUAAUAAUAAUAAUAAAAAAUAUAGUCUCAAAGUUAUCAAUAUCAAUUCCAGGAGAUAAUGCAUUUGUAUAAUAAUAAUAAGUUAAUAAAUUUGCAACUUGUAUUCCUAUAUUUUCCAAACAACGUACACAUUUUAGUGCCAAAUAAUAUCAAUUUUAUAAUUAUACACAAUAGAGUAUAUUUAUUUAUAUUUCAUUAAAUUAAAAUGAGGAUUAAUCAUCUCAAUUAAUUGCUGUGUGUAUAAUUGUAUUAAUUAAUAAUAAUAUAGUUAGUAUAUUAUAUUAGAAGAUUAUCAAAGUGUUAUCUUUGAUAUAAUGAUGUAAUAAUUACUAAUAAACAAUUAAUUUAAUAUUAUUAGUGUUUUGCAUUAUUUUUAAUUUCUGAAUUUUAACAGGAUAAAAUAUAUCAAUUAUCCAACUACUUAAUUAAUAAAUUAGUGCAUUAAAUAUAAUACACUGUUGAACGAGAGUAAAAUGUUUUCAAACUGCAGAAGCAAUGGCUUUACAUUAUUUUUUUGUGUGCAAUAUUCAUCAUCAAUGUUCCAUAAUUUCCAUACAUUAUUAGUAAUUUAACUCAUUUACUGUUAUUUAGUGUUUUUUUUGUUAUUAGACUAAAAUACAACAAAUUUGUAUUUAUGUUCAUUGGUGAUUAAGAGAAAAUGCUCAAUUUCGCUCAAUUAUUAGUUUUUCAAAUUGACUAAAAAAUAAUUUUAAUUGUUUUCUAUAGAUAGAACUCUACACUGAUGCACAAAUUAUAUAAUCUAAUUAAAUAAAGUAAUUUCAAUAGACAAUAGUCAUUCACAAAUAAGUAAGGGUGUCAAUUUACCUAGUAAAUCUAUUAAAGUUCCUUUUUCUAAAAUAUUCCAUGUCAUUCAAUAUCCAUGUAAUUUUUAAUUUCCAUAGUAAAAUUAAUUUUUGAAUGAGCUGAAUAAUGGUUUGUUUACAAUUAAUAUUGUGUUAACCAUUAAUAGUGCAAAUUUGUCCAGUUCGAACAAUAUUUAAAUUUUUUAUAAGUAAUAAAACAA
This is a messenger RNA of Rhopalosiphum maidis (corn leaf aphid), 3454 nucleotides long. It is a transcript of the gene SCAR, whose product is annotated as wiskott-Aldrich syndrome protein family member 3. Gene Ontology annotation, molecular function: protein kinase A regulatory subunit binding; actin binding; Arp2/3 complex binding. Gene Ontology annotation, biological process: positive regulation of Arp2/3 complex-mediated actin nucleation; actin cytoskeleton organization. Bases 288 to 2048 code for a protein of 586 amino acids. Gene Ontology annotation, cellular component: SCAR complex; cytoskeleton. The transcript has 10 exons. The record is from RefSeq and is a predicted model, not a curated record. NCBI's taxonomy places the organism in Eukaryota, Metazoa, Arthropoda, Insecta, Hemiptera, Aphididae.